Molecule: messenger RNA, 1002 nt
Organism: Malassezia restricta
Lineage: Eukaryota; Fungi; Basidiomycota; Malasseziomycetes; Malasseziales; Malasseziaceae
Product: DUF1713 domain protein
Exons: 1
Coding region: 1-1002 (333 amino acids)
Biological process (GO): mRNA processing
Cellular component (GO): mitochondrion
Source: RefSeq, a predicted model, not a curated record
AUGCGAAGGAACGUGUUAUCGAUGCGGAUGCAUCAUGCGCGGGCUGCCAUCAGCGCGGCUAUGGCAACGCGGUGCAUGGCCGCGCCCCACCGUACGGCAGCGUCGUCGGCGGCUGUCGCUGCUGCGACGCAGGUGCGUGGCGGCGUGCACUUGGCCAAGCCUGUGUCGCUGCCGCGCGCGAAUCCGCCACCCACGAGUGAGCGCAGCCUGGGUCUGCAGCGGCUGUAUGCGCAGCACCGCCCGCUUCUCGAGCACGAGCAGCUGCCUGCGCGCCCUGUGCGCAUGAUGCAGGGCGACGUGCUCGUCAUCGAGGCGGACGAUCUAGCACAGGUGAUGCCUCAGCGCAGCAUAUGGCGGCGGCGCGCGCGUCGAGUGGAUACCGAUACGUUUUCGCAUCUGCUAGACCGACUCUCUCAGCUGAGCCUGUCGUCGCGCAAGUCGCGAAUUGCCCGGCGUGUGCGCUCGCGCGGCUUCACGCCGUCGUCGCCAGCCGUGCUGGCCGCGUCGCAGUAUGUCGAGCGGAUGGAGCGAGAUGCAGAGAUUCGUGAGCUGGUCAUGGCGAAUGCGAUCGAGCAAGGAGAGGACGUCGAGCGUGCGGCGCGCCUGGGCAGCGAGGCAGAGCUCGUGGUCCUCGGCGAGCCUGCGGGCGCGCACAAGGACUGGGCGCCCGGCGUAGCGACGCAUCUCGACACACAUACCCAGCCGUACGUCCCACCGCAAUCCGGGUCGGCGGCGCCCACGCGCCGUGUGCGUGUGCGCUCGAUCGAUGCUGACGCUGCGGCUGAUGAGGACGCGCACCUGUGGCUGAUGCAGGGCCUGGUCCAGACGCGCUUGCGUGCUGACCAUGAGUGGCGUACGUUUGUGGCAUCGAAGCUCGGUGAGGCGCCGUACAGCGUCUCGCUGGACAGCGUGCGUCGCAAGCGCAGAAAAAAGAUGAACAAGCACAAGUACAAGAAGCUGCGCAAGCGCCAACGUGCCGAGCGCCAGCGCCUCAAGAAGUAG